UCCUGCUCGACUUGAUCGACCACCGGUUUGCUUAUAUUCGACAGCGGUGAAACUCUCAGCUCUAGAAGAUACAGUCUCUCCAGUCAAGUGGGUCAUAACACUUUGGCCUGAUCAGAUUUCUCCCGUGGACAAAGGGAAAGAAGUUUCCCCUUUGACUGCUCCAUACUUUUGGAUAUACCUCCAAGAUGUCUUCGAAUAUUUUACCUGAUGAGACGCUAUUUUCUGACUUCAGGAGACAGUGUUUGUCCACAGAUAACUGGGUGAACAAGUAUGAUAAGAAUGGGAUGCAAGUGUGGGUCGAGGUCCCAUCCAAAAAAAUACAAAAUGCACCUAAAGUCCACAAGAUCAAGUGUAAAAUGUCAAUCAAAGAUGUUUCUGCUGCUACAAUGUAUGAUGUUCUUCAUGAUGGCCAGUACCGUAAGAAGUGGGAUACAACCAUGUCUGACAGUUUUGACAUUGCACGACUGUCUGACAAUGCUGAUGUGGGCUACUACGCAUGGAUUUGUCCAAAACCAAUAAAGAAAAGAGAUGUGGUGACGCUGCGUUCUUGGCAAGUGACGGAUGACGAGUACAUAAUUGUUAACUUCUCAGUAAAACACCCGAAAUAUCCUCCUCGUAAUGACCACGUGAGAGCAGUUUCCAUCCUCACUGGUUAUCUGAUCAAACCCACUGGACCAAACAGCUGCACUUUCAUCUACCUUUCACAAGCUGAUCCUAAAGGUGCUCUUCCAAAGUGGGUGGUGAACACAGCAUCUCAAAGUCUAGCGCCUCGGGUCAUGAAGAGUGUACUCAAGGCGGGACAGAACUACAACGAAUGGAAAGAGCAGAACUCCCCCGACCAGAAACCAUGGUUGUACCCGGAGCAGAGCGUGUUGCCCACGAUGGACCCGGCUGAACUGUCCAUACAGAGGGCCGACUCGCUGGAGGAUGUGGACGAGAGUUUCAAAACAAACGCCCAGGACAGCGAGGACAGCAGUUAAAUCACAGACUGACAGGGUGCGGGCUGGCCAAGAAUGAGAGAGAUGAAGGG
Messenger RNA from Sphaeramia orbicularis (orbiculate cardinalfish), 1030 nucleotides. It is a transcript of the gene stard14, whose product is annotated as START domain containing 14. The transcript is spliced from 6 exons. Lineage: Eukaryota; Metazoa; Chordata; Actinopteri; Kurtiformes; Apogonidae. The record is from RefSeq and is a predicted model, not a curated record. Gene Ontology annotation, molecular function: lipid binding. Bases 186 to 980 code for a protein of 264 amino acids.